This is a messenger RNA of Spinacia oleracea (spinach), 3619 nucleotides long. RefSeq lists its product as uncharacterized. Lineage: Eukaryota; Viridiplantae; Streptophyta; Magnoliopsida; Caryophyllales; Amaranthaceae. The transcript is spliced from 2 exons. The coding region runs from base 2139 to 3557 and encodes 472 amino acids. The record is from RefSeq and is a predicted model, not a curated record.
GUUCCUUCUUUUGUAUUUGUGUCGACUAUAUAUCUUAGCUUAUUGGUACUGCUCUACUAGUUUCCAUUUAAUAUUUUAGGAUUCCGGCGAUAAUCAAAGAGUUCGCAGGACAAUUAUGAAUUACGAAUCAGGAAUGAAACCAGGAAGGUAUGGGUUUAUAACAUUAUUCUUACUAUCAUGUGUUUGGUUUUAUUCAGGAAUCAAAGUAGGCUGGUUUGGUAUGCGUGAUACACACCUCACCUUGGAUUUCUCUGCUCCUUGCCUUUAAAUUGAGUGGAAAUAAGGUGAACAGAACAGAGCCUAAGAGCACACACAACCUCGACAUGUAGCUUGGGUUAAGUGACUAUUGACAGGACAAAAUGACUACAAUAUUGACAGCGUACAAGGGCCAAAAUUUUAUUAACUUGACCCGGGUCGCAUAUGUGACCCAAGGUCAAGUUCCUUAAAAUUGAAUGUGGGACUGAUGAAGCUGCCACUUGCAUAAUAUUAGCCGUUUGCAUACGGAAUUUUAAUUAGGCUUAUAUUUGUUGUAUGCAUGAAAAUAUUAAUGCAUUCGUAUUUUUCUCCAUGUACUGUAUGCAUGCAUGGAAUCAACAUUUCAUGUUUUUUUUGUUGCAUGAUAACAAUCAUAAAUUAAUAGUCAGUUAUUUAUCAAUUUUACUUCAUUGUGCUAUAUAUGUAUGUUUAAGGUUAUACGUUACAUUUUUAUUUAUAUGUAAUAUUAAUUUAAUUUCAUAUUUAUUUGUUUGUUAAAAUUAAUAAUUGUGUUUGUAGAUGAAUUUAAAGUGUAGUAUAUGUAAAAGUAAAAAAGUAGAUAAGAGAAAUUAAUGACCUUGAGUCAAGAUUGUAGAAGAAAAAUGAGAGAGUUAAACAAGUGGUAUGUCAAGUUAGUGGAAUAUGAGGUGGAAUAAGGAGAAUUAUGAGAGAUAAAUUAUUUGUCAAUUGACCUUCGGUCAAGGAUGCACAUGGUAAAAUGGGUGCCUAGGUGGAGAAUGUUGGUAUGAACUAUAUCCUUGGCAAAGCUAAAGCUACUCGAGUUAAUAAAUAAAGCUCUUCUCUCGAUUUCCCGAGACCAAUUAGCAGCUUUAAAUUUAAUUUAAUUUUUUUAUAAAAGGGGAAAAGGCUACAUGUACACCUAGUGUACACGAUUAAUUUGUAACACCAUUAAUUUGUUGACACAUCAUCAAACCCACUAAAAAAUGAGAAUGAAAGACGAUAAAUAUGUCAUUUCAACCAAUAGAAAAGCAUGGUGUACAAGAUGCCUUGUACACUAGGUGCACAUGUAGUAGGAUCCUAUAAAAGGUCACGAAUUUAAGUUGUUUGGGAACAUACUGUACAUUUUAUAUAUUUAGGUUCACAUGAGAACCAUCUUAAGGUGAGAACUGUUAUCCCACUUUAUUGAACUAACGACAUAACUGCUUUGACGUCUGAUAUUGUCGUGCCAUCCAGGUAUCAUCGUGUCGCAGGUGGCGUCGUGUCAAGUGAGCCUGUCAGGUGAGGCGACAGACGACAAAGCCUGGGCGACGUAAGACCAGCGACAGGGCUCUGGCGACAAGAGAAGAACAACGCUUGAGCAAGUAAGAGAAGAUAGGUCAAGUUCCAAGUCCAGAAGCCCAACAUGGGCCACGCCGUCAUAAGAUGGGAAAAGGUCCAAGCUCUGACCGAAGACUAGGGAGUUUGUUGAAGACGUGAGCAACGGCCAAGGAGAAAUCCCUAUCUUCCAGGGAUCUUCCCAACCGAUAGAACCGUUAGCAUUUGGCAUAUAAAAGCAUAAAGAACGGCAUGAUGAAGGGACACGUGAACUCAAGCACUCUAACUCUUAAGCUAUCAACUGUUUUAGCAUUCAUUAUUGUACUUUAGAUUUUCAAUAUCAAUUCUCAGAAAGAAGAGCAUAAACAAUCAUACAGAAUACUUAGUGGAUUGAUAGCCUCAUAGCUAUCCGCGGUUUUUUACCUUAUUCCUGGGUUUUCCGCGUCAACACUUCUCUGUGUCGUGCCUUUUUAUUUGUGUUAUUAAUUCUUUGCUUAGUUAGUGUCGAUCCUAGCCGAAAGUCGGCCCCAUACGAAUUUUGGCAUAAACAGUUUGGCGCCGUCUGUGGGGACAUUAACUAGGUUUUACACAAAAGCACCCCUUUCACCAUGACUACUGGAGAGAUGACGAUCGCAGAGAUGAAAGCGGCUUACGAGAAAGCCCAAGCCGAGCUAGCCCAAGAGAGGGCAUCCAAUGAAACCCUCCAGAAAGAGCUCGAAUCCGUGAAGAGCAACAAGCACCAGUCCCGCUACAAAGGUGGGAAGCCAAAAAAGCUAACGUUCGAGAUGCCCGAUGACUUUGAAGAUGUGACCGACGAUGAGGAGGAAACCCGUGAGGAAGAAGACGGAGAAGCUCCCGAUCCGGUGACCCAACGCCUGAACAAGAUGGAUGCACGCAUGACGAAGCACUAUUCCCGCCUGAUGAAGUUGAUGACCAGGUUCCCCGGGGCACCUACACUAGUAGAGACCGAGCCGACUGACGGGUAUGCAGCGUCGCCGUUCUGCGAAGCGAUCGCUAGAGUGACAGUUCCGCACACACUCCGACUCCCAACCUGGACCACCCUGUACGACGGGACAUCCGACCCCUAUAGGCACGUCAACUUCUACAAGCAGCGCAUGUGGCAGAUCGGGAUUCCGCACGACCUAGUGGAACCUGUUAUGUGCAAAUCUUUCGGCGGCACCCUUGAUGGAGCGGCUUUGGAAUGGCUCACGAAGGUCCUUCCCAGAUCCAUCUCCUGUUUGUCCGAUCUCAUCAACGCCUUCUACCAACAAUUCGCCAGCAGCCGCCAGUUAGAAAAACAAACCAGUGAUCUCUAUCGGUUGGUUCAAGGGCCAACCGAGUCGGUACGCGAUUAUUUUAACCGUUUUAAUUGUGAAAAAAUUGGUAUAAAAAAUUGUGAUGUCAGGACUGCUAUUGAGGCGUUCAAGAGAGGCCUCAUCCCCAAUUCGGAGCUAUACCGGGAAAUAACCAAAUACCCCUGUGCAACUUUCGAAGAGGUGCGAUCAAGGGCCACCGCCCAGAUGCGAAUCGAAGACGACGAGGUUAUCCGAACAGCAUCUCAACGAUCGACAGGGGGCAGCAGCGACAGAAGAUCGUACACCCCGAGGAACAACAACUGGCGACACCAACCAUACGUUCGGCAAAACCAGGUACAAAGUGUCAAUCAGUAUUAUGAUACUAACAAUGUUUACAGGAACGAGCGGGUCGAACACCCUAACAUCUCCGACUACGGCUUCAACGUCGACAUUGGAGGUGUGGUGAACGCCCUUCAAAAUGUAGGUGGAACAGUCAGAUGGCCCCGGAAGAACAACAGACCGGACUCCAUGAAGGACAUGAGCAAAUGGUGCGACUUCCACCGCGACAACGGCCACACAACCGAGGAGUGCAUCUCCCUCAAAAAGGAGGUCGCAUACCUCCUGAAACGGGGGCAUCUAAAAGAACUGUUGAGCGACAAGGGAAAAGAAACAUUCUCCAAAGAGAAAACCACCCUGCCCGUGUUAGGUUAUGAUACAUAUGACAUUACAUAGAUCAUGCGGAAACAACCAUUAACCCAGGACAACAUAUUAUUUACACAUAAUCAUAUAGCAUA